UUCUAUACCAUUUGAGCCACCAGGGGGCUGUUGAGAAAUGCACAAAUUUAGAGGCAAAAAACUUGAUUGGGAGUAAUUGCUUCUUAUUCUUUCUUCAUUUUACAGGUGUUCUUUGGCAAUGUGGAUUCAUCUGGAGUAAAACACAAUAUUUUUAACCCUCCAAUUAUUGCUAGAUAUAUCCGUUUGCACCCAACGCAUUACAGCAUCCGCAGCACUCUUCGCAUGGAGUUGAUGGGCUGUAAUUUAAACAGUUGCAACAUGCCACUGGGAAUGGAGAAUAAAGCAAUAUUAGAUACACAGAUUAGUGCCUCAUCCCACUUAAGCAACAUGUUUGCCACCUGGUCUCCUUCACAAGCCCGACUUAACCUUCAAGGGAGGACAAAUGCCUGGAGACCCCAGGUGAAUAAUCCAAAAGAGUGGCUACAAGUGGACUUCCAGAAGACAAUGAGAGUUACAGGAAUAACCACCCAAGGGGUGAAAUCUAUGCUUACCAGCAUGUAUGUGAAGGAGUUCUUCAUAUCCAGUAGUCAAGAGGGCCAUAACUGGACUCCAUUUCUUCAGAAUGGCAAAGUGAAGGUUUUUCAGGGAAAUCAAGACUCCUUCACCCCCGUGGUGAAUGCUCUAGACCCCCCGCUGUUUACCCGCUUCCUUCGGAUUCACCCACGGAGCUGGGCAAACCAUAUUGCCCUGAGGCUGGAGCUUCUGGGCUGCGAGGCGCAGCAGCAGUACUAAGGGCCGGUGCCUCCCUCCUGUCCCUGAGCCUUUCCUAACUCAGAUGCAGCGUCCCUGUGAGCCCUUCCGCCAGGUGACUUCCUGCCCCACGCUGCCCACAAUGCCAUCGUUUUUGCUGUAUUUCAAUGCCUCUAUGCCAGCAGUUGUGCCCUGAAGCCACCCAAAUCAAUUGCCAUGGGGACUGCGUUCUCUGGAGUCAUGUGGAAAGCAUUCUCCUCCGGAAGUGGCAGUCACUUCCUCCUCUGUGGUGAUGAAGAAGGGUCACGAUCAUACUAGGGUUCUAAAGGACAUGUUUUUAAUGUUUCCUCAGAAAAAUGAGGAAACUCCGUGGCUCUCUGGGGUAGGAGACCCAACCCGAUGUACCUGGAAAUUCUGUACCAUGACUGAAAACUAGAGGCCCUCUUUACAGAGUUAAAUCUCGGGGAGUCAGAAGGAAACUGACCUGGUGGAAGCAGAGAGAAAAUUCCUCCAGUCAGCCACAUGCCCUUUCCAGGAGGAACCCCUGCCUUGCCCCGCCCCUACUAGAUAAGGUUCAAAAUGGUUUACUGUCCUGGAAAUGUCAGUGAAGAUCAGAGAUUAAUUUAUAGAAAUCAAUAAGCUGCUUUGUUGUAUAGCCUGGUAGAGAUGUUAAUCCCCCAAAUGAUGUGGUUUGACUGCCUGCAAAAGGUUAACCACUUUGAUGUCAACCUCAAUCAUCUUCUUGUAGCAUUCUUUUCCCAUUGACCGCAUACAUCUCUCUUUUUCAAAUGCUCUUGGAACCAGCUCUUUUGUCUUCCUGCUGGAAUAGUCAAUAAUCAGUUGAAUAAAACAUUGACAUGUAAGACCAAA
Messenger RNA from Odocoileus virginianus texanus, 1560 nucleotides. The record is from RefSeq and is a predicted model, not a curated record. Lineage: Eukaryota; Metazoa; Chordata; Mammalia; Artiodactyla; Cervidae.